GCAGGUUUCAGGUUCUCAGUCUCUCGCUGAAGGUCUGACUCCGGACAGUCAUGGAGAAGAAGCAGAGCGAUCCAGACAGCUAGAGACACACGACUACCCCGAGCGGCUGACUGACAGCUAACCAGCAGCGGUUUAUCUGACAGCUGAGGGAGUUCGGCUCGUGUCAGGAUGGGCUGCGCGAUCUCUGGAUCCGGAUUGACACCGAGAACAGCAGCGGAGAGCAGAAACACUGAGGAUGAAGCUCCAGCGCGACUCACUCCGGAUCACAUCCAGCUCAUCAAAGAGUCCUGGAAAGUCAUCCAGGAGGACAUCGCCAAAGUGGGAAUAAUCAUGUUUGUCCGGUUGUUCGAGACGCAUCCCGAGUGUAAAGACGUCUUCUUCUUGUUUCGGGAUGUGGAGGAUCUGGAGAGGUUACGCACCAGCAGGGAGCUGCGUGCACACGGCCUGCGCGUGAUGUCGUUCAUCGAGAAGAGCGUCGCCAGACUCGAUCAGCUGGAGCGUUUGGAGAUUCUGGCGCGGGAACUCGGGAAGAGCCACUUCCGCUACAACGCGCCGCCCAAAUACUUUGGGUAUGUGGGAGCCGAGUUCAUCUGUGCUGUUCGGCCGAUUUUGAAGGACAGAUGGACGCCUGAACUGGAGCAGGCCUGGAAGACGUUGUUUCAGUACGUGACGGGGAUCAUGAAGGACGGUUAUCUGGAAGAAGAGCGGAGCAAACGCAACCAAACGCUGACGUCCGGCAAAGAGCGACCCGACAAGAGAAACACGGCCAUUUAAUUUCACAAAGCUGAC
Messenger RNA from Labeo rohita (rohu), 789 nucleotides. It is a transcript of the gene xgb, whose product is annotated as x globin. NCBI's taxonomy places the organism in Eukaryota, Metazoa, Chordata, Actinopteri, Cypriniformes, Cyprinidae. The record is from RefSeq and is a predicted model, not a curated record. The transcript is spliced from 5 exons. Gene Ontology annotation, molecular function: oxygen binding; heme binding. The coding region runs from base 169 to 774 and encodes 201 amino acids.